Betta splendens (Siamese fighting fish) is the source of this 2393-nucleotide messenger RNA. It is a transcript of the gene tspan4a, whose product is annotated as tetraspanin 4a. The record is from RefSeq and is a predicted model, not a curated record. Bases 1022 to 1996 code for a protein of 324 amino acids. The transcript is spliced from 7 exons. Gene Ontology annotation, cellular component: membrane. Lineage: Eukaryota; Metazoa; Chordata; Actinopteri; Anabantiformes; Osphronemidae.
AGAGAGAGAGAGAGGGGGGAGCUUGAGGGAGCGAUGCUGGACUCCCGCUCUCACACUGCAGUCUUUCUUCGGCUUCUCUGAGGAAACUGUUCUCCGUGCGCCUCGCGCCGCUUCCUCUUCUUCCUGCCAUGACCCCGGUGGACACCGGCGUCCGCCUGCCCACCUAGAGGAGCGGGAGCGGGCGACAGCGGGGGAGGGGCGCCGCCGCACACUUUGCCUCCCUGAUGAGAGUCUGGAAAUUAAUUAAGCGCCAUCAGAACACGGGGAGCGCAGAGUGAGGUGCAGGAGGAGAUUGAGGCGCCGGAGUCUUAGGAACCGCAGGGAAGCUGAGAAACAGCGAGGAGCAGCUGAGGGACCGCAGAUACUUUCAGAGACAAAGGCAGAAGUAGGAGCAGGGCAGAAACUGAGGCAGGCAGGAAUCCGGCGGGGGCUCCGGGUGAAGCGGAGAACGGGUCGCUCUCGUGCGGGGGUCUCUCUCCACCCCUGCCUCUCGUUUGCUCCUCUCUUUCUGCAUGUCAGCAAAAGCGGAGUGAAGCCGCGGCCCCACGCGAGCGCCCGACGCCCGCCCUCCAUCCCAGCGCUCACCCGUAGCCGACGCGCGCUCGGCCCCUGAUUGGCCGAGGCGCGGUCUCGUUAGCGCCGGGCUCAGAGCCUCUCCCAUGCGAGCAGGUAGGACACCGCGCAUCGCUGUGGGAACCGGAGCAGCCCAUUGAAUCGUAAGCCUGUCUUUGGAGCAUGACACCUGCGUCUGAGUUCCAGCGCGGGCGCGGACGCGUGCACGUGCACGUGCACGUGCGUGUCGGGACUUUAUCCUAAGUACACAGAAUUACACAGGUGUUGCAGCAGGAUUAUGCCAGGUCCCCUGCUGCACUACAGGAUUAGAGAGAAACUUAAGUGAAGUGAAUCUGGCUCAGAUUAAGUGAGAUCGGUGUGUCGAUAGCGUCCUGUCCAGCUGUUUGGACCUGAACCAGGGAGCGCCAGAACCCGGCCCCCGGCCCACCGGACCCGCUGAGCCUCCGUAAUGAGACGCUCGAGCACAGACGAGACCCCGUACCGGCGCAGCCCGUCGCUGGACAGCAAAGCGGACUCGCCGCCGUUCACCUCGGGCUUCCACCGCUUCAGCGGGGAGUUCGAGUACAAGCGGCCGCCGUUCGCGUUCGGCUUCCACACCACGAAGGCGCCGCAGACGUCCAAAGGGCGCUACGCCCAGGGCAAGAAGUACGUGGUGUUUUACCUGGACCUCUCCUUCAUCUUCCUCCUAGAACUGCGGCGCUGCAGGAUGGCCGAGGGCUGCGUGAUGGCCCUUCGCUACGGGAUGGUCUUCUUCAACCUGCUCUUCUGGUUGGGAGGAUGUGGCAUACUGGGCGUGGGAGUCUGGCUCUCUGUGACCCAGGGAAACUUUGCCACCCUGUCAUCAUCCCUCCCCUCCCUGUCGGCAGCCAACUUGCUGAUCGCGGUGGGGACUAUCAUCAUGGUGAUCGGCUGUCUGGGCUGCGUGGGAGCUGUCAAAGAGAGUCGUCCAAUACUGCUCACGUUCUUCAUCCUCCUCCUCCUCAUCUUCGUCCUGGAAAUUCUGUCCAUCAUGCUUUUCUUCAUCUAUCAAGAUAAGAUUGAUCACUACGCCCAGAGGGAUCUGAAGAAAGGCCUCCAGCUCUUCGGCACAGAGGGCAACGUGGGCUUGACCAACGCCUGGAUGAUAGUACAAACCGAUUUUCGCUGCUGUGGCGUAACCAACCACACGGACUGGUUCGAGGUCUACAACGCCACGCGCGUGCCGGACUCCUGCUGCCUGGAGUACAGCGACAACUGUGGGCUGGACAACCCGGGAACGUGGUGGACGGCGCCGUGCUACGAGCGAGUGAAGGACUGGCUUAAUGAGAACCUGGUGGCCCUUUGGAUCUUUGCUCUAUGCACAGCACUCACUCAGAUCCUGGGCCUGGUCUUCUCCAUGACCAUGUUCUGUCAGGCGGUGAAAGUGGAGACCUUCUACGCCUAGCGCUCGACCUCUGCCCUUCGGCGCCGGAGCGGAGCGGAGGGACAGCGAUGCCCCCCCCCCCCACCACCACCACCACAGACUCUCUCCAUCACCCUCCCUCUCCGUUCCACUUCCCUCAGAUGUCACCAGUUCACAGAUUCUCCUGCUAACGAUCAACAGCACAGUGUCAGUGUGUGAUCCCUGACUUGGUUCCUAUGCUUUGCUCUGUGUCCAACGCUAACUUCUGUGAUCCAUUCUAUGAUGCAGUAUUACCCACCUGUAUAAAACACGUGUAACCCAUUUUUUAAUAUGUGUUUGCGUUUAAGUUAUUUUGCGGCGCCCGUGCUGAACGCGAGCGGGGGCGGUGCGGUGUGUGAAGCGCUGCGAGUGCAUGUAUUAAAUGUUUGGCUCCACUAAA